Alligator sinensis (Chinese alligator) is the source of this 4032-nucleotide messenger RNA. RefSeq names its product androgen induced 1 (gene AIG1). Gene Ontology annotation, cellular component: membrane; endomembrane system. The record is from RefSeq and is a predicted model, not a curated record. Lineage: Eukaryota; Metazoa; Chordata; Crocodylia; Alligatoridae. The coding region runs from base 1 to 654 and encodes 217 amino acids. The transcript is spliced from 6 exons.
AUGACGUUUGUGCUUGAUGCAUUUGCUCAGGAAAAAGAUGCCACUGGAGUUGACCAAGUGCAUUUUGUUUCUCUGCAGGUUAUCCAGGCUGUCUUUUUUGGGAUCUGUGUAUUGACUGAUCUCUCCAGUCUCCUCACCAAAGGAAAUGACAACCAAGAACAAGAAAGACAGUUAAAAAAGCUCAUUUCUCUCCGUGACUGGAUGAUGGCUGUUUUAGCUUUCCCUGUUGGAGUUUUUGUUGUGACAAUGUUUUGGAGCAUCUAUAUCUAUGACAGAGAGCUGGUUUACCCAAAGCUGCUUGAUAAUUUUAUACCAGCCUGGCUUAAUCAUGGGAUGCAUACAACAGUUUUGCCCUUUGUAUUAAUCGAGAUGAGAACAGCACAUCAUCGGUAUCCCAGCAGGAGCAGUGGACUGGCUGCAGUGUGCACCUUCUCCAUUGGCUAUAUUUUAUGGGUGUGCUGGAUUCAUCAUGUAACAGGAGUCUGGGUGUACCCUCUCUUGGAAUACAUAAGCCCAGGUGCCAAAAUCAUCUUCUUUGCAACUGUCACCAUAAUCAUUAAUGUGUUCUACUUGCUGGGAGAGGUUCUGAAUAAUUACAUCUGGGAUACACAAAAAUGUACGGAAGAAGGAAAAGAAAAGCCUAAAUUGGACUGAGCAUUAAAUACCCACAGGCAGAGAUUGCCUGUUAUUCCAUAGAAGAUUUCUCAACACCAACAGAGGUUGGCUUGGAGAAGAAUCUUUUGGCAAGCUGUUUAUACGGACCCUGUACUCAGGGCAAGGAUCAUCGUCUUUUUAUAUAGGUAGAAAGUACUUUUAGCUAAUAACACUAACCAUGUUUUAAUCCCCCUUUUUCCUAUACUCGCAUGUGCUGUGUAUUCUAAGAUCUAUAUUAUCUCGAAAACAUUUUCAACAAGUAUUACAACCUAUGUCAAUGUAAAUGCCUUUUAAUUUAUUAUGAGAGAAUGAGUCAAUUCUUUGUAUUGCUUGGAAAGAAGUUAAGCAGAUUGGCCUGAUUUGGGUAAAUAUGAUAAUCCUUUAUAUUUCAAAGUGCACUCUAAAGCUUUAUUAAAAGAUAGCAACAUAAAUUUACCUGAAAGAAGAAUCCAAUCAAACUUCAUUAUUUAAUGUAACUGUAUAUAGUGGGUAGGCAAUACUAAGAGUUAUAUCAAUUAAUUGCAAUUAAAGAUUAUCUGUAAAUGAUGGAACUUUUGUUAAAUGCAAGAACACAUAAAUAAAGAUCAAAGUAUCCCCAGGAUUCUGUUUCUGGGUACUGCUUUGGAGAAGAUGUGUUGAUUGUGUAUAUAUAUUCUAUUUCUAGUUUUUGUGAGUUGAGCUGUCAAUGACAGCAUUAUUUCCAUUCUAUGGUUUUGGGGGGCGGGUUUCCUGUGACUUUGACUAUAAAAGUAGCUGUGUUAUGUAAGCAAUAUCAUGUACAAAAGGAUUGAAAAAGACCUGACCCUGGGACCUUCAUUCAUAACAGUUAACAUUGUACCAAAGAGAAAACACUCAGGCCCCAAUUCAAGAAAGCCCUUAAUAUGGGUGGAUCUAGGAUUUUGAAAAGGGGGAUGGGUGCACGGGGUGUGGGACAUCAUCACAUACAGCAGAACACAAUUUUUUCUCCAGGUAAAAAGAAAGUAAACUCUUUACUAAUGUGGUAGGAGGUUAGCAAUAUAUUAUUCAGUUUAAGAUCAAAGCAAAAAUAUGUAACUAUUGAAAUGUUUGCUAGAGCAGGGGUGUUCAACCUGACUCCCGGGCCAAAUGCAACUUAGGGAGCCAUUGCAUCUGGCCCACAGGGCUUCCCAGGGGUUGGCAAAUUUGGUGGUGGAGGAGCAGUGGCUAUUAAUGCAGCCACCGCCCCUGCUAAACUCCCAAACCCCAAGCCCCAUGAGCCUGGUCUGAGCCAAGCCAUACCCCUUUCCACCCAUGGGGCCUAGUGGCAGAUUAACAUUUAUUGGGGCCCUAGGCAAAAAGAAAAUUGAAGACCCCCACCAGGUGAGGACAGGUUCCCACUGUGCCUGCCAGGGGGCUGCAGCUCGGCCCUCCCAGCCUCUUUAGUGCAUCCGGGACAAGCCAGGUGGCAUGAGUACCACAGAGGUGAAGGUGGCCCCAGCCCCAGUCCAGCCCCUCUGAAAAGCAGGUGUCCACAGCAGGGGCUGUGCCCCCCGCCAGUGCCAUGGGAUGGGCUGGGGAUGGCGCCAGCUUGUGGGGGAGAGGCAUGAGCUCUGCCCCUAGCUGCCCACCUGCCCCUCUGCUGGCCUGGGCAAGGCAGGGCAGGAUUGAGCUGCCCAGUGCUGUCCCAGUGACGCUGGUGCCAGUGGCCACCUGCAGAUGGCAAGGAGCAGGAACAGGGACACGCAUGGGGCCUCCUGGCAGUAGACAGCCCUGGGAUAUCACCACUGCCUGCAGGGAGCCCUGUGCCUGCCCCCAGCCCCUGGCUCUGGCCUGGCUGAAGGGGAGGAGGUGCGCGCUGCCUGUCCCAGAUGCCCACAGCCAGGAUGCCCACCCAGGUCGUGCUGCCCCUGGCAUCCCAGGGGGACCCUGAUUGGUAGGGGCCCCUGGGCCCAGAUCCCAAAGGCCCAUGCAUUAAUCUGCCCCUGAUGGGGCCACAUUGCAACUGGGCCACACUCCCUUACCUCUGCAGGACAGAGAUAUGCCCCCUUUUCCCCAGUGGGGCUGAGUUGGGGCUGGGUCAUGCCCCCUUCCCUACUUGCAGAGCUGGGUCAAGCCCCUUUCUCCCUGCAAGGCUGAGCCAUGCCCCCUUCACCCUCCUGGCCAGGUCACAUCCUUCCCCUUCCCCUUCCCCUCCCCCUCCUCUGUCUCCCACACCCCCAUGUGGCCUCCUUCCCACACUUGUGGGGCUGGGCUGAGGCUGGGCUGCCUCCCUACUGUCUCCAUGUGGCCAGAUAGUGCCCACUGCACCAGCCCCAGGUGCUGGAUCAGAACGACCAUCCAGCCCACUAGGGAAAAAGGUUGAGCACCAAUGUGAUAGAGUAUAUAUGAAGUUGUAGAAAGCACAACAAACUAGGCAAUAAAUUCAAAGGAUAUUAUAUCAUUAGUCCACUAGAUUAAUCAGACAAACUCUGCCCUUCUUGAGUGUCUUGACAGUGCCUCCAGUAUUUCAAUGUCAGUCAUUUCUAUGCCUGACUUAAUAUUACCACACACCUAAGUUAAGGUUUUUAGCUAGAGCUAAAAACAGUCUGCAGGGCUGUAAAAUAGGAGGGGGACAUUAGCAGGAAGAGCUAACAAAAGAGAGAAUGGUUUGAAUAGUGAACCAUCAAGACCAUUUAAAAAGGAGAGAGGGUUGUUAACACCUGUGGAGUGGAGAGAAAUUAAUGGGAAUUAGGGAGAUGAUAAUAACCCAUGAAGUCAAUUGACUCUCUCAGCACUAUCUGAAUAGAAAUGUUGCUGCCCCUCCUGUGUAGUUGGUUUUUGCUUGGGUGGAGCAGGAGUCAGAGUGGGGUGCAACUGCACCCGCCCUCCUCAUCCUCAUUAUCUGCUAGCUCUUCAGCAGACACAUAAAGUUAAGCACAUGCUAAGGUGUAUUCAAGUGUUGACUGCUGCCUUCUAAACUGAGAUUUACUGAAUUCUAUUUGAUUUUCUGAUAAUUAAAAGGGAAAUGUCACUGCUGUGAAAAGCAGUAGGAAUUAAAAAAAAAAGUCAACAGAAUUAUUAUUAAUAAUAAGAGCUUCUUAUGAAAAAGUAAUUUAACAAGUACACAUGCCUGGAUGUUCAGCUCACAUAUACUUUACAUCUAUACUAAACUUUACAUAUAUACAAAUAUGUUUUUGUAAAGCAUUUUGCACAUGCGAUGUUACACAUGUUAUUUUAAUUAAAGGGACAUUGUCUAGGUUUGAUUUAGUUUAAUAGUGGCCUUCCUCUAGCACUAGAAGUUUGCUUGUGUAAAUUGUGGAUUUAACUGCAAAACCUGCUGUGCAGUUUUCAGGGUGAUUUACUGUCAAUGCAUUGGUGGCUGUACGUCCUAAUAUGACAGUUGGGGGGGUGAUUGUUGGUGUUUUCUAAUAAAGAUUUUGG